Molecule: messenger RNA, 1174 nt
Organism: Malania oleifera
Lineage: Eukaryota; Viridiplantae; Streptophyta; Magnoliopsida; Santalales; Ximeniaceae
Product: cyclin-C1-2-like
Exons: 9
Coding region: 222-983 (253 amino acids)
Biological process (GO): positive regulation of transcription by RNA polymerase II
Cellular component (GO): nucleus; mediator complex
Molecular function (GO): cyclin-dependent protein serine/threonine kinase regulator activity
Source: RefSeq, a predicted model, not a curated record
GAAUAAAAAUGUGGAAUAUUUUAUGAGUUGAAUAGAUAAGGAAUAAUUAUUUCUAAAUUUCAUUAUGGGAUCUUUAGAAUUGUCGAAACCUUCGACGAGACAAAGGGGCAUUGAGUUCAUAGCAAGAUUUCAUGGAGUGGAGUAGUCCUAGCAGUCCUCUAUUUUCAAGUCCAACACCAACAUUCUGCUAAUUCAGUUGGCGUGGUUUCUUGGCUUCAAAGAUGGCUGCCAAUUUCUGGACGUCUUCUCACUACAAACAGCUCCUGGACCAGGAGGAGGUGGAUUUGGUGAAGCCCCCCGAUCGAGAAAGGGGUAUAACCCUUGAAGAUUUCAAGCUCAUCAAGACGCACAUGGCCAAUUAUAUGUCGAAAUUGGCUCACAGCGUCAAAGUGAGGCAGAGGGUGGUAGCAACUGCAGUUACAUAUAUGAGACGUGUUUAUGUGAGAAAGAGUAUGGCUGAAUACGAUCCACGUCUAGUGGCUCCGACCUGCUUGUACCUGGCAUCAAAAGCAGAAGAAAGCACAGUGCAAGCUAGGCUUCUUGUAUUCUGCAUAAAAAAAUUAUAUGCAGAUGAAAAAUAUAGGUAUGAAAUCAAAGAUAUACUUGAAAUGGAGAUGAAGAUUUUAGAAGCACUCAACUAUUUUUUAGUUGUAUUUCAUCCAUACCGUGCAUUGUCUCAGUUGCUUCAGGAUGCUGGCAUGAAUGAUAUAAAUAUGACUCAGUUAUCUUGGGGACUUGUCAAUGACACCUACAAGAUGGAUCUUAUUCUGAUACAUCCUCCACACAUGAUUGCAUUAGCCUGUAUAUACAUUGCAAGUGUACUCAAAGACAAAGACACCACUGCAUGGUUUGAAGAGCUUCGAGUUGAUAUGAAUGUGGUGAAGAACAUAUCGAUGGAGAUACUAGAUUUCUAUGACAGUUGCAAAAUGAUUCUUGAUGAUAGGAUUAAUGCUGCUCUCAACAAGCUAACCUCAAAACCAUAAAUGCUUGGGCAAGUUCGAAACUGGUUGGUACGAUGCUGACAUUUAUUUUCUCUGAUGAAAAGUGUAUUAAUUUUCUUUUCUUGUUCUCUGGUGAAAAUUACUGGCUAUGUUUGAAAGCCGCUCCUUUUAACAGAUCUAAAUUGUACCAUAGAUGUAUGCGAAAGAUGAUUUGAAAGUCGCCAUUUAAAAUC